AUGGAGUACUCACGUAUCCCAAUUCUUCCCAUCCCAGCCUUAAUUCGGCGUCGGCUAUCCCGUUUAUACUCGUCCCAAAGGGUUGUAACCGAUAACAAGCCGAGCGGGGCUACGAGGAAUGAGCUGACUACUUUGUCCGAGCCGCAUUUGCCAUUUCAUGGCCAGCUUUUGGAGCGAGCUGCAAUCGAGGCGCAACGGCUCUCGACGGCGAGUGAUGAUCUGAGUUCUUUUGACUCAGGAUCCAGGGGAUCGAACAGUCCUCCCGUUGAGGAAGUGGACUCUCCUGUAAAAUACGAGACCGACUCUGGUCUGCGAUGGAACAGGGUCGUACCCGCAUUUAACCUCCUCCGAAAUGCCGGGUAUGAAGCCCAACAACCACAAGCCGACGGCCGACUUGCUCGAUCUCUCUAUAUCAGUGCCGUGAUGUAUCUGCUAGAUGCACUACCUUCAGAUCUUACACCUGACGAGACAACGAUGCUUCAGCAUCGCUUACCCGAACAAGUGAUAGACGCAGUUGCAUCUUCUUCACAGCCGCAAAUAGCUCAUCUCGAGGGGUCUGCGCAGUCCAGAGCCAUACAGCCCCCGAGGUCAUAUCUCCACCGGCUACUCGCCUCGGGGAUUGUGCAAAUAUUCCUGAUUAUUCGAUUCUUAUUACCAUAUUUCAGGCUCUUCCUCCGUCAAGUCUAUGAGUAUGAGCGAUCGCAUCGAAUCACCGAGCGAAUUGUCACGACUACUCUGGAUGCGGCAGACGGAUUGGGCAAGAGUGGUGUGACCAUCGGCUCGGCAGUUUGCAAGUUUAAUGAAGGCAAAAUCGGGGCUGCUGUGGGAAACGUCGCCACUUGGUGGAUUGAAGGCGUUGCGGGAGGUAUCUAUGAAGGUGUAGGCGAAGGUAUGAUGCAUUUGGGAUUGUUGAAACCUGGAUUAGAACUUGAUAGAUUGGUAUUAGAAAGACGUUAG
Messenger RNA from Penicillium subrubescens, 957 nucleotides. RefSeq lists its product as uncharacterized. Lineage: Eukaryota; Fungi; Ascomycota; Eurotiomycetes; Eurotiales; Aspergillaceae. Bases 1 to 957 code for a protein of 318 amino acids. The transcript has 2 exons. The record is from RefSeq and is a predicted model, not a curated record.